Asterias rubens (European starfish) is the source of this 8050-nucleotide messenger RNA. RefSeq lists its product as uncharacterized. NCBI's taxonomy places the organism in Eukaryota, Metazoa, Echinodermata, Asteroidea, Forcipulatida, Asteriidae. The transcript has 3 exons. The record is from RefSeq and is a predicted model, not a curated record. Bases 791 to 1534 code for a protein of 247 amino acids.
UGUUAAUAAAUGGCCAUCUCAAAGGUUGAGUAACAUCCUAAUCCACAGGAAGUGGUGCCACUGCUAGGAGAAUAAGCCAAGCUCUCAAUUGCAGGUCACUCCCACUUGUGCUUUUGGAGAGAGCAGAGGACUGUGUGUGUACGUGUUUGUGCUGUCUGUAGUGUGAUAAGCUUGCAUGCUGCACAGAGCUCUACAUGUCUUCUGGCUGGGCCCCUGUGCUAAUGAUGAUAGGUUAAGUGUUUACAGGAGGACACCUAAUUAUGGAAUAGCUGCUUUCAACAUCGAGAUUAAUGAGUUCGUUUUUCACCAGUGGCUGAGUUGUGUAAUUCAUCACAUUAGAAUGGUGAAGAAAUUUCCCCAGUAGCGGUUGCGAGUAAGGGGCAGAUUUCCUGGGGAACAGUUUUGGGCCAAGCAGUAGUGAUCUGACUGUUGAAUAUCUGAAGAGGAGAUAGGCAACAGCGGCGUGUCUAAUGUAUUUGUAGUGCAGCGGAGUGUUAAAAUGUGCAAAAGAAACAGCUAAACUUGGACCAAUUCAGGUUUGUAACUCAAACUCCAGAAACUGCAGGAAAUGACUGGAUAUGGAUUUUCAUUCUCAGUAGACGGUGAAUGAGAGAAGAAAUAUCGGUUGUUUUUCAAUAGAAAUUUUUAGAUUUCAACAACUGUAGAAUAUCAUUCUGUUACGGUGUUACAAUACGCUAAUCAGACUGAUAAAAUAGUGAGAAUCCUUGUUGAUUGUACCAAGUGCUGAUUCAGAAGAGGGUCUUACCGCUGUGAACUGCAUGAAAAAACCAUGACAUCCAACUUCCUAAUGAGAUUACUAAAGCGUGGCUCGGGGCCACCGCGUCCACAAGUUGACAUGCAUGCACUGUUCACCAGUGCACAGAUGAGUACGAUGAUCCAGCAAGGCCAAUUAUCGGUCCACGAACCGUGGCGGCGGCAUAAACAGAAGCCCAAAAUUGUCUACGCGUGCCUGUACACCAACGACUCGAGCCCCUUCAUUGUGUGGUACACAGACAAAGUCCAUAAGAAGCCGCGGGGCUUCUUCAAUGUGAGAGGGGGGAAGAUUGCCCCGGUCGGUGAGUUUAGCUUCCAGAUUGCCUUCAAAGAUAAGACGAGCCAGAUCUACAAGUUCAACACGUCGAGUUGGGAGAAACGGGAGGAGUGGUUGCAUCUAUUACGCAAUGAGAGCCGGAAGGAGGUUCAGAUGCCACGUAUUGAGACCAUUAGUAAAACGGACUAUGACGCUAGCCAGGAUGACCUGGUUGUUAGUACCGUGGACCAGAAAGCACGGCAGCAGCAACAGCAGCAGCUUCACCCACAAUGGAAGGGUCAUCGGCGGACGGUCAGCGCCGGGUCACCGUCGCCGCAGCGGAGUACCGUGCAGCUGCAGAGAAGCAGAAGUCAGCCGCACAUUCAGAAAGGGAAGCUUAUUAAGAGACGAGCAACGGUCUUAGAAAAGACGAAACCAAACAUCGGACAGACUGUCAAGAAUGAGAAAUGGUUUGUACGAGCGCCUGAAGUCUGUAGGAGUUGAUUUACAUAACACGUAAUAUACCUUUUUUUGUCUACUUUGUAUCAAAAUGUAUGAAACAUAUUUAUAUUAUAAAUUUUUUGUAAUGAAAUGUUUUUUCUGGAAGAGUACUUUGUCCACAGAGCUCAAUGUGUGAAGAAAAGUUACAAUUGUUCAAUCCUAAAUCAACAUCCAUGUUGAAAAAGCAUCGUGUUCAUGACCAAGAUCUGACCAACAUCCAUGUUGAAUGCAUCGUGUUAAUGACCAAGAUCUGACUGGAAUUAAAAUGUAUGUAAAUCAACAUCCAUGUUGAAUGCAUCGUGUUAAUGACCAAGAUCAAUUGUUCAAUCCUAAAUCAACAUCCAUGUUGAAUGCAUCGUGUUAAUGACCAAGAUCAAUUGUUCAAUCCUAAAUCAACAUCCAUGUUGAAUGCAUCCUGUUAAUGACCAAGAUCUGACUGUAAUUAAAAUGUAUGUUACACUGUAGGUAGAACAGUUUUUUAUGUCAAAAAGCAACAAGUUUGUAGCUUUUAAGUGUAAUAUAUUUUGAAAAGAAUUGUAAUGUCGUACAGCAGGUGGAAAAUAUGAUCCCGUAUGAUUCGGUCAAUUUGUAUUUCUUCACACAUUGAGGUCUGGUGAAGUGGAGGCUGCCUUAUAAAAAAUGAUGUUGCAGGUUUUUUCAGCUGAUUGUAAAUAACCUUUAAACGGCAAAAAAUUAUUGUAAGUAAUGUAAUGAAAUAUCGCAAUGUGCAUGAAUUCAAGCUGUAUUGGGCCACAAUCAAAAUGGAAUUAAGUUUCAAUUCAUGCCAUCGGGGCCAAGUUACAUAGCACUGCUCAGUGUUAAUCAAACAAAUUGUGCUGAAAUUAUACGGCAAGACUAAAGGUUUUCGAAGAAGUCCCCUUGAAAUUCGUGGCUCUAGCCGCUCUAUCUCCAUGAGAACUUCUUAAGAGCCACUGUAAAAAAAAAAAAAAACAGUUUCUAGAAUGAGUCACACGAGCUUUGAUGGACAUUUUUGUGCCCAGGUUGUCUUUUUGUAAUGCUUAAAGCACGCUUGAAAGCAUUGCAAGCCGCAAAAUGCUGCACUAGGUAACAUUGUGAAAUUGGGCCCAUGAUUGAUAGCAACAUCUCAUAUAGAAUGCAGACAAUUUUAUUGGCUGUUGCUUAUCAAGCUGUUAUCUAACAAUCCACCUGAUUGGCUGAUUGUCUUGUCCUUUACUGGCUUUUUCUACAAGUAAUUUUGAUAUAUAUAUAUAAUGCAUGUAUCUACAAUACCAGUAAUGUAUCCUCUCUACUAAAAACUCAUAAUAUGAUUAACUUGCCGCAAUGGACUCAAUAUUGUACUCCUAUAUUUUCAGUAUUUUUGGGUGCAUUAUAUUUUGUAAACAGUUUAUUUUUUGGGGACCACUAAAAGAAAUGAUAAUAACCCUUUAUACACAUGUAUCCAUUAUAUUUUUCAUGUGGAAAUGUAGGUAGUUACCAUUUUCUGCAGUUUCUUCCAUGUUGAUGUAACACAUUAGUCCACACCAGAACAAAGUAGCUGAGUAGCUACAGUAAAGAGUAAAGCAACCAAAGACAUGUGUCUAUUAUUAGAUUUGUGACAUCCUAAGUUCACAAGACAGCCCCGAAGCCUAGACAUUCAGGCAGAAAGUGUACACGGUGGUACGGAAGACAAUAUUAAAACUGACCAAUUAAUCAACCUUUUGGUAUGAAGAAAAGUAGAAACACAUCAUAAAAUUUUGACAGCUGCUUCUAUUUUUUACAAUUGUCAUGAAAAUUUAAGGUCAUCAUGUUUUUUUGUCAAAAAUGUGACCUGGUCAGUAGCACUCAUGCAGAUCCUACCUACACUGAACUCCUCUUUAAUUCUUAGAAACUUGAGUGGUACUGGAUACUUCAGGCGUGUGAGUGAUAACAUUUUGUCAAGGGAUUGGUUGGUGUAAAUAUUCCUUCUUGGAGUAAAAGUCAAAAAAGGAAAUUCCCCCUCUCAGGCCCACUGAGAGUAUGAAGUUAGUCGGAUAAGAAUUUGUCAUUUUUGUCAUCCAUUUUGAGAUUCAAAUUAGUCUAAGUAUCCAGCGUAUCCAUCAAUUACAGCGCAAUAUAUAUUCAAUCGAUUCUAAACACUGCCAUGUCUUAUGUUUCAGUUCCCACGUUCCGUUUCCCUCCCUCCGGGAAUAACACAUUUCUUCAGGCAGUUUUGCAAACAAUACUGAAUUCCGAUAUGUCUCAUUUUGUAUUUCCUUAUUCAGUAUUUGCCAACAUUUGAUAACCCUUUUAUCAUGCCCGCCUUUAGUGGCCUAUGUUAAAUCAAUAAGUUUCCACAACCCACACGUAUUAAUACUCUGCCUGUCUUUACAGACAACAGCUACUCCAGAAACACCUGGUGAAAUUAGAGUAGUGUCGUUAAAAGUACACAUGAAAAACUGUUUCCUGGAAAAACCAAUGGGUAAAAAGGAAUGUAGUAUUUUGAUCAUGGCUAUUAUGUGUGAAAUAUUCCCUUGGCUAUUAUGUGUGAAAUGUUCACUUCACUAAAAAAAGUCUUUCAAGAGAUACAUUGCAUUGCCACGUGGAGAAAUUAAGGUACAUACAUGUUGUUAGGUUUAGAUUUGAUGAGCUAAAAACCUACCCCAGUCCCCAGCCCCUCUUCAAAAAAGCUUCCUUUAAAAAAAGUUUGAUUUAAAUAUCUUUUUUAUUCAAUCUUAGCCAUCCGUUUUGAGAUGAUUCUAAACCAAAUUGCAGUAUCGGGUAUUCCUUUUCCAGGGGGAUGUGAAAUGAAGACCAAAUUUAAGGAUUCAAGGUUAAUUGUAGGAGGAUAGAUUUCACCUCUGGAAAGUCAAUGGCAGGACCUGCUGUAGCCUUGUUGAGAAUGCAGGAAAUCCUCUUGGCUGCUAUCUCUUGCUAACAGCUCAUCAUUCAUCAAUGCCGAACAGUUACAUGUACUUGAUAUUUUUAGAAUCUGUACAAUGAGGUUGACACGAACCCGCAAAUGGUUUUCAUGAGAGAUUCCUAGAAAAAGUCUAAAAUUCGACACCAUCAAAUUGUGCUGUUAUAUCUACUCCAUAAGGUACAUGAAAUCUUUUACAAACUUGGUUGUUGUUGUAUUAUUUAGGUAACUAUUUUGAAAGAACACAUGAUUCAAAAAUCGGAAAUCCAAACCCAACUUUAUAAUUCUGCACUAUAAUCAAAAUCAGCUGUAUUUUCUAGACACUGUACAAAAAGAAACAACAGUACAGACUGAGAAACUCAACACCAAAAAAACAUUCUUGUUUUUUAAUAAAGCUGCAAAAUGUAACAAUUGAAAAUGACAAUGAGACCACCAAUGUUGUUGCGUUUUUUUCCCAUGAAUUCAGUGAAGCAUGAGAGAUGCCAUGUUUAUUAUGAGCUAAACAUUUGUAAACAUUUGAGUUUUAAUCAAUUUCAUCAUUAGAUUAAACCCUAAAAAGGGUUUCAACUUAACCAGGUAUAGAAUUCCACAAUAGAUUUGGGGAAAAUGGUAAACCAGAUGGUCAUGGUAGUGUGGGUUCGUGCCCAUUAAUACUCAUGAAUAUUGAUUAUAUCUAGUCUGAUAUUGGAACCAUAAUAAUCAAUAAUAUUUUCAUGAUACAAAAAUGUAAAAUAUUUCACACAUGAGGAAUUAUGUGGUGCAAACUUCUAAGCCUCACCACUCUCAGUGUGUUAACACUUGUCUCACACGCAUACCCAAUAGUAUUGAACAGCAUCAAUUGGGAAUCCUGAUGGGUUCGCACGUUGAGUGCAACAGCUGCAAACCUAGUGCCAACUGAGUGGACAUAUGCAUACAUGUAUCAACAUGGUCUCCCACUGUAUACAGAUUUAUCAGAUGCUUGUCAUCAGUGAUGGAAUAGCAAAAGAAAUCUGCAUAAAGAAUCGGCUAAAUUACUCAAGCAGGGAGAUAUAUUUAUGUUGAUCAGAUAACAAGGCGCUCUGGGUUUCAAAGCUGGAACCAAUGGCUUGCAAUUCCUGAAAGCGUACUUUUCUGGAAUCUAAGAUAUUCGGUGACCACCAUAUGUGGGUCUCAUUUGUCACGUAGUUUUCAGCGUUUAUGUUAUUGCAAAACAUAACUCUGGUGUUCUUUCAGUUUCAUGUUUUGUUGUAAAACACCCGAUUUUAAACCAUAACAAAAACAAAUUUCUUGAAUGAAUUCAAUUUCUUUCAAUUGUUUAUGAUUUAAUUUUUUUAUUGUUUUGGAAUGGCAAACGUGUAUAUAUUACGAAAACAAACUACAUGUUUUUCUCAAAUAUUCACUGCCCAUGUUGGUUCACGAGAAAUACCAAGGGUUGAUCCUUAUUGCGUGCAAUUUGUUUAUAUUAAUUUGUUUCCCUUUUUUUGAACUGUCCUCGUUCUAUAACGAAUCCACCAUCAAUUUCAAUUCCUCAUCUAUCAAUCUUCCACCCAGCCCUGAUGCUAUACAGGAAUGUUUAAUUUUAUGAGUUCCAGAUACCCAGGUCUUGAAAAACAUCCCCACAAUGUAUAAGAGAGCAAAAUUUCAUUAUACAAGGUAGAGUUAAUGACAGGGCAAAUAUGUGAGUUUCCUGUAAACUUGGUUAGGUUUCAGCUCUGGGUAAAUACAGUCUUCAUCCCUGGCUGGUCUAAGGGAAGUUGUGCACACAAGUGUGUAGUUUGUCCAAUCAAUUAACUUGCCCUUUUUUAAUGUAUUUCAUCUUUGACUUUCUUUGUUCAUCAAACAAGGCACACUGCUUUAGUGAUGGAUGAGUUUAUUAAAAGAUGCAAGAGAAGAGGUUUUUCUACUAGAAAGAAAAAGUCGGUUUUGAUUUGAGUUUAAUGUUGAAACGUUGGUUACGUGUAUGCUAGAAAAAGUUCAUUCUAUAAAGGGUCUGUAUGUUUGGUAAUGACUGCAAUAAUGGCAAUAAAAACUUGGAGACUUUUUUCACCCGACCACCCUAAAUUGCUCUCUGGUUUGGUCUUGUUGGUUGAUUUACUAUUUAUAGCAGUGGUGAAUGACCUACAAUGUUGAUCCUUGGAAGAUCCUUUUUUCAGAAGCUUAAACUCAAGAAGGCAAUGACUUUCACAGUUGAGCUAUUAAGAAACCGUCUUGAUUUAGGCAUAGAGAAAUGAAAGUGAGGAUGCAGGAUUCUGAAUUGCUCUUCCAGAUGUAACCAAACUGUAUACUUUCCUUUUAAAUAUCAAUUCCCAUGACAACGGUCGGCAAAUCCCCAUUUAUUACACUCAAAAAUUAGCAAGAAUUUGGAAGAAUGAGUUCAUUUAAAUCCUCUUGUUUUCACUGAAAAUUGUUAUUAUCUUUGCAUUUUUAUUUUGGUGAACCCAUUUUAUGAAAAGCAAUUUUUGUAAGCGGAUUUUGUGGGCGUUUGUAUGACAUUCUUAUUUGGAAUGCAGCAAUCAAUAUGUAAAGGUAAUAACAGGGAAGAGGUCUUCAAGAAUCAAAUGCUAUUUUAUUGACUUUCUUAAAGCAAAGGUUCUGGGAUAAACUUUAUAAUCAGUGAGCUCUCUGAUUGAUUCCAAUCUGUUUUCGAAAUGUCUAAUUACCACUCUGUACUACUUCUUUAAGAAUCGGUUGGCUGUCUUCCCUUUUUCCCUGAGAUUGUUGAUGUUACAUUCUCUAAUCUAUAAGAGGCUCCUACUCCAACAUGUAUGUAUGAUUGUACCGUGCAGUGUAACAGAUAGAUUCAUGAUAUUGUUCAUCUUGAGCUGUGAAUGAUGCAUGUAUUGAUGCUUAAUUGGGUGCAGACAGUUUCCAUGGCAACAAAGGAUUAAACUUUCUCAAGCCUGGCUGCUGUUUCUUGUCAUCAAGACAAAGUAGCUUCACCUUUAAAGGAAGUGCAAUAUCUUUAGCAAAUUUGCUGGAAAUGUCGUCCCUGCCUUAACAAUCAAAAGUAGCUAGUGCAGAAACAAGUUUGUCAGAAGGUUUAAUCAAAUGUGUUGGGUUUUUUCCCCUCUUAAUAAAUGGAGAUGAAAACGAUGAAAUGAUGAGAUUUAACCUAGAUUCUGCAUUUUCUGGAAGCAAAAUGGACCUCGGGCAUUGUGACUUUUUUACUCGAGUGCGUUUUGUACUACUGCUUUCUUUCAGUUAACUGUUGAAUGAUAAAUUAAUUUUUUACACUAGGCACUCCACAACAGCACUCCGCACUAAUGUAGUCACUUUGACUCAGAAUACCCAUGUCAGACAAACAAUCCGCCACCUAGCUCUCACACAGUCACCACCUAGCUCUCACACAGUCACUGCAUCAGUGCACCAGGCCGCAGUAAGCUAGGACGGCCAGUGCACGCGAGUGAAUACAAAACUUGGACAUGUACGCACAUAUUUUGACACCUCGUUUGAGAUGCGGGUGCGGAGCUUCUAUUUUUAACAUUAGUGUGGAGUGCUGUUGUGGUUAUCAGGGCAGUCUUGUGCAUAUUUUGACAUUUUAGGGCGACUUGAAGCCUAACAGCCAUCAUGAAGGAAAUAAUAGUGUGCAGUUAAACAGAACAGCACCCCAGGCCUGUAUGCUUCGUUUUUAAAAGGGCAAGGGCACAGAGACAUUUUGUCCUUGGUAAAGGGUACCCUAUGAG